This is a messenger RNA of Calypte anna (Anna's hummingbird), 1201 nucleotides long. RefSeq names its product carboxypeptidase A6 (gene CPA6). The record is from RefSeq and is a predicted model, not a curated record. Lineage: Eukaryota; Metazoa; Chordata; Aves; Apodiformes; Trochilidae. Gene Ontology annotation, biological process: proteolysis. The transcript is spliced from 10 exons. Gene Ontology annotation, molecular function: zinc ion binding; metallocarboxypeptidase activity. The coding region runs from base 83 to 1201 and encodes 372 amino acids.
UCUGCUCUGCCUCCAGGCUGCGCUGCCGCUCCGCGGCCACCGCGGCCGCUACGCCGGGUUGGUUCCUGCACUACAGGUGGACAUGUGGCAGCCCAGCAGCACCUUCCACAUCGCUGAAGGUACAGUCACCGACGUGCGAGUACCACAGAACACAUCCCGAAGUCUGCUGCCCUACCUCCAGCAAGCAAACAUCCCCUACAUGAUUCUCAUAUCAGACCUACAGAGUGUAAUAGAAAACCAAACUGGAUCGAGGUCACAUAGGCACCGAAGGUCCCUUUCCGAGUACAACUAUGAAGUAUACCACACCCUGGAAGAAAUCCAGAGUUGGAUGCAUCAUCUGAAUAAUACUCAUUCAGAUCUUGUUCACAUGUUUUCUCUUGGAAAAUCCUAUGAAGGAAGACCAUUGUUUGUACUCAAGUUAGGUAAAAGAUCACGGCCCUACAAGAAAGCUGUCUGGAUGGACUGUGGGAUUCAUGCAAGAGAGUGGAUUGGCCCUGCCUUUUGCCAGUGGUUUGUGAAAGAAGCUCUUGAGACAUACCAGACUGAUCCUGCCAUGAGAAAGAUGCUAACUCAGCUGUAUUUCUAUAUAAUGCCUGUAUUUAAUGUGGAUGGAUAUCAUUUUAGCUGGACAAAUGAUCGAUUUUGGAGAAAAACAAGAUCAAAGAACACAAGGUUUUGGUGUCAUGGUGUUGAUGCUAAUCGCAACUGGAAAGUGAAAUGGUGUGAUCAAGGUGCUUCGUUUCACCCAUGCGAUGACACCUACUGUGGUCCCUUUCCUGAGUCUGAGCCUGAAGUAAAAGCUGUUGCUUAUUUUCUCCGUAAACACAGGAAACAAAUAAAAGCCUAUUUGUCCUUCCACGCAUAUGCACAGAUGCUGCUGUACCCUUACUCUUACAAAUAUGCAACUAUUCCAAACUUCAGCUGCGUGGAAUCAGUUGCCUAUGAUGCUGUUAAUGCUCUUCAGUCAGCCUAUGGUGUAAGGUACAGAUACGGGCCUGCAUCUAGCACUUUGUAUGUGAGUUCUGGUAGCUCCAUGGACUGGGCCUACAAAAAUGGCAUCCCCUACGCGUUUGCGUUUGAGCUGCGUGACACCGGACAUUUCGGAUUCUUACUCCCCGAGACACUGAUCAAACCAACCUGCAUGGAGACCAUGCUUGCAGUUAAAAAUAUAACUCUUCAUCUGCUGAAGAAAUGUCAUUAA